Giardia duodenalis is the source of this 540-nucleotide messenger RNA. RefSeq lists its product as uncharacterized. NCBI's taxonomy places the organism in Eukaryota, Fornicata, Diplomonadida, Hexamitidae. The record is from RefSeq and is a predicted model, not a curated record. The transcript has a single exon. Bases 1 to 540 code for a protein of 179 amino acids.
AUGUGUCCGGAUCAGCAAGGAUCCGCCACACUACCUCUGCUGUGGAGGCUCCCGGAUGCCCGGCCUCCGCGUGGUCGAACGGCGGGCCCGGAGUCGGCACGGAGCGAUCCUCAGAGGGCGAGUCGAGCCCCUGUCCCUCGGGGGUGCACAGGUCCUGCCACUCCGUGUGCCGGUCUUUUGCAGAGGCCAGCCGAGCGGACCGAGUGGGCGGUGCCUGCACGCAACGGCCGGGUGGCGGGUCCGAGCCACCCGGUGCAGGGACCGCCCAUGCUGCGCCGGCCUCCCACGGCUGCAGGCGUGGUUCGGCGCCUAUGCUACGCAGUCGAGCACCCGCUGCUUCGGCAGGCCGGGGAGCGCCAUCGAGCGACGCGCUAUUUUAAAUCCACGGCUGAGCUGUCCACUGCUCUGCACAUCAGGCAUUGCCCCCGGGGCCCCCGAGAGCUUCUGCCCUCACUCACGGCGAGACCCAGCGGGGGUGCUGCAGCGCCGACUCUCUCCACCCUGGUUGCAGCGGGCGUCCAGACCUCCACGGGCACGUAG